This is a messenger RNA of Micromonas pusilla CCMP1545, 868 nucleotides long. RefSeq names its product prasinophyte specific chlorophyll a/b-binding protein, chloroplast precursor (gene LHCP4). The record is from RefSeq and is a predicted model, not a curated record. Gene Ontology annotation, cellular component: membrane. Gene Ontology annotation, biological process: response to light stimulus; photosynthesis, light harvesting in photosystem I. The transcript is spliced from 2 exons. Lineage: Eukaryota; Viridiplantae; Chlorophyta; Mamiellophyceae; Mamiellales; Mamiellaceae. The coding region runs from base 32 to 745 and encodes 237 amino acids.
CACGCGACCGCAUCGCACCGCACGCAUCACAAUGGCCGCUCUCACCAUGUCCGCCUCCCUCGUCAAGGUCGCGCUCCCCACCGCGGGCGCGCGCAAGACCACCGCGCGCCGCGCCGCGGUCAAGGUCUCCGCCAACCUCUGGCCGGAGCCCGGCACCUACCCCGGCGCGCCCGACGCGGACACGGUCUCCCCGCUCGGGAACGACGACGUCCUCUCCAUGAACAAAGCCGCGGAGUACGAGGUCAUCCACGGCCGCUGGGCGAUGCUCGCCAUCCCCGGGAUCGUCGCGCAGGAGCAAGCCACGGGCGUGCCCUGGUACGACACCGGCGCGCUCUGCACGCCGGCGAGCUGCCUCGAGAACUACUCCUUCCCCGGCGCGCCCGCGCCGCUCGCGCCGGAGGGCUCCGGCGCGCCGUACUUCUGGGCGGUGCUCGCGUUCGAGGUGGUCGCCGUCGGUCUCGCGGAGGCGUACCGCGGCGGGAUCGUGAGCCCCCCGAAGGGGUUCCCGGAGCCGAGCCUGUACCCGGGCGGGAGGUUCGACCCGCUCGGGUUCGCGGAGAAGGGCGACCUCGAGAAGCUCAAGCUCCAGGAGUUGAAGCACUGCCGCCUCGCCAUGGGCGCGUUCCUCGGCUGCCUCGUGCAGAAGGAGUUCACCGGCGUCGGCCCGGUGGCGAACCUCACGUCGCACAUCUCCGACCCGACGCACAACUUCUUCGGGUCCCAGACGGCGCCGUGGAACAUGUAAGGUAUGCGAACGUGUAAUCACGAAGCUUGGGGGGGUGAUCAUGAGGAGUAGCACACGAUUCGAUUCAACAGCGGGCUGCUGGACGCGGUCUCUGUCGUUGUACACAAACGCUAAACGUACUGU